Messenger RNA from Psammomys obesus (fat sand rat), 599 nucleotides. Its product is annotated as urinary protein 3-like. The coding region runs from base 248 to 547 and encodes 99 amino acids. The record is from RefSeq and is a predicted model, not a curated record. The transcript is spliced from 4 exons. Lineage: Eukaryota; Metazoa; Chordata; Mammalia; Rodentia; Muridae.
CUCAGUUGACCCUGAAUUUAAGUUUACACCUGAUGAAAGCUUUAUAGGCCAUGUGUUACAGCAGCAUAAAGUUAGUAAAAGUUUGUGGUAUCUGGGCUUCCCUCUGGCUAUACGCUCAGUCCGUUGUCUGGUAUGCCACUGGCUACCCCUCCUAACCUAGGCUGUAAUAUAAACCUGUCUUACUGAGAAGGUGCCUGAGCGCUCUGUCCUGUUCUCUGCGGUUCUCUGGUCUGAAGAUCUCGCUGCAAUGGGAAAACGCAUCUUGCUGCUCCUGCUGGGCCUCUCCUUGCUGGCAAGCUCCCUGCAAGCUUUGACAUGUUUCAGGUGUGUUAGGUUCAAUUCUGAUGGGAUUUGUGUGAAAGGUGAAGGUUGCUGUAAAGCUAAACCUGGUGAGAAGUGUGCCUCACUCCAAACCAUUUCAGGUGGCCAACUCCAGUUUGGAAGCCAGAGAUGUGCUGACCUUUGCUUCAGUGGGACUGUUGUGAAUGGAGAUAAGAUAAUAAAAAUGAAUUGUUGUGAUGACAAAUCUUACUGCAAUAAAGUCUAAGCCUGAUACUUGAUUGUACUGUUGUAUUUUAGUGUUUUUCACUGAGCCUUUG